Molecule: messenger RNA, 2250 nt
Organism: Nilaparvata lugens (brown planthopper)
Lineage: Eukaryota; Metazoa; Arthropoda; Insecta; Hemiptera; Delphacidae
Exons: 2
Coding region: 210-851 (213 amino acids)
Biological process (GO): regulation of lipid biosynthetic process
Cellular component (GO): cytosol
Source: RefSeq, a predicted model, not a curated record
GUUUUGACUGUCGAAGUGGUGGCCAAUGCUCACUGCUCAGUCGACGUUCCGGUUUUCGAGUAUCCUACGUCAUCACCAGCAGUCAAUAUAAGCGCCUGCAAGCGCCCAUUUCACGAAGCUUCUCAGCUGUAGUUGUGCAGUGUAGUGGUGUGUCUGUCCGUUGUUUAGGCGUAGCGAGUGAAAAGUAGAGCAUAUCCAAGUUUUGUGGUAUGUUGACAGCUAACGUGUUCAGUGAAAAUCCAACAGUGACAUCAAACAUGGAUUCAAACAGGAACUACCUUCGCAGAUACUCGAGCCGGAAGGAGACUCAGUUCUCGAACCAGAGCGUGAUGAAGGCUGUUGAGAAGUUCGUGGAGGCCGUGCAGGAGAUGGACGAGACGAUCCUGGUGCCCUGUCGGCUGAUGGACCUGCAGGUGGGAGAUGCCUCCGACAAGACAGGCCUGAAGGGUGUUGACGAGAAGACCGACCUGUACAGUCUGCACUCGCUCGUCAACUGUGUCAAAAACGAGCUGCUGUGGAGUGGCAAAGACGGUCGUCCGGCCCCCGAGGAGGAUGUCACCGCCACCACCCUCCCCGCCCCCAGGACCCACGUGCGUCGCCCCUCCACCGUAUCCAUCGCCUCCACCAACUCGGCCAACUCCAUCAUCAGCGACACCGACUCUGAGGCGGGCAACGAGAACGAUUCCGGAAUCGAGGGCGAAUCCGAAAACCUGAAGCCUAGCUACACACAGAAUGUGGAAAAGAACUUUCGAAGACACCUCUACGGACUGCAUCAAGCUCUCGAACAGAUGACCGAUGCUGCUUCAUACCUCACAAAGCGCUACCAAAACGAUGUCGGCGGAGCUGUUUGAUUUGUGGUCAUCUUCACUGGUGUAAGAUACCUCUCUCUCUCCGCACUGCUCCACCGGCGUGCGUGUUGUUGGUGGUGUGUGAUAAAUGUGGUGUGUUUCAUCUUUGUUGAAAUUGUUUUCCUAUGCCAAAUAUUUUUAUAGCAGGUAACCUUUAGUUUGAGCAGAUAGAGUUAAUGUUUCAACAAUUACAUAGGUAUGAUUUGUAGCAUUGAGACUCAAAAGUGUUUGAGAAGCUCCAUCAUCUCAUCAGUUUUGUACAUAUGAUUAUUAAAAAUAUUUGGAUAAGAUUCAAUGUUAUGCCUGUAAGUCAGGUUUUCAACUUCAUCAUACAAUAUACAUUUUUGAAUAUUUAUUUCCUCCAUAAAAUUUGCAGUUGCUCUCAACUGUAUCUGAGCCAACCUGUAUUAUUCUUUGAACAAUAUAGAUUACUCAAAUGUAAACAUUGAUAUUCAGGCAGACGUGUCUGAGUUGAUCUAUUUAUUGAACUAAUUUAUUGAAAUAUUCUAUUGGAGAAUGACCAUAUUCACUUUUACAAACCGAGUAAAUCCAUUUGUUUGAUUGGAGUUGGUGAUUCUAGAUAACUAACUCGAAAGGCAGCAAUCUAUCCAUAAGCCGUGAAUUUCUCGCGAGAAACACUCUUAAGACAACUUGGUCAGUGCUUUCAUUGAAAGGUUACCGUACCUCCUUCAAUUUUGUUACUAGUCAUAUUUUAUAAUUUUCAGUUGUAGCAGAAAGUUACAGUCGUGUAUACUGAUGUGCUUUAUGCGCUGUAAUGGGCCAAUAGAAGAGCUCCACCAUUCUUGUGACUUUACUUCAGAAGUGGAUUGAAAUUUUUAGAAAAAAUGCUAUUUUAUUUGAAUUUGCUCAAUUGCGCCAAGAGCGUCUAUCUGUGGAUAUGCGAAUUGUGAUAGAAGAGAGUAUUGAGAAUGUUCAAGUAUUGCUAUGGAUUACCUUUUAAAAGUGUAGAAUAUGUAUAAUAUUUUCUAUGAUGGCGAGCUGGUCUUGCCUUCUGUAUUAUAUAUAACAUUUCGCUUUUUCUAAUGUUUUUCAUCUACCAAAAUUGUUAGUUUUUGUAACUAUUUCCCCCAUAUAAAAUUGUUGAUUGUAAAUGACCGUAUUAUUGUAAUCUAAUGAAUCUUAUUUUAUAGCAGAGUAUUAUAUUAUUUGCUCAUAAAACAUAAUUAGUAUAAUUCUAUCCAUGUUAUUCCUUAAUUUUAUUGAUAUGGAUUUGUUGAAUACUUAUCAGCAAUUGAAUAGAUAUUUUAAACUAUUUUCUAUUUUGUAAUACUUAAGAAUUUGAACUGUUCUCAUUUAUACUUGAAAGGAAGAGAUUUACUUGAGAUUUGUAAGCGCAUAUGGUGUCUGACAUGUGAAUAAAUUAAGUUAAAUUAUUAUCAAA